AGUAAUGUAUCCGAACGCCAAAAUAUCUUGGCGCUCUCCUCUUCAAAUUGAAACAAAUCAGAUUUUUUUUAUCACAUCAACAUGGCGGAUAAAUCUGAAAGAGAGUUAGAUGGAGAAAGCUAUGCGUUACAUUCACACCAUAGAGUCAAAGAUGAACCAAUGGAAAUGGAUUUACCGGAAGAGGAGGAGGAACUACCAGCUUUUGGUCCAGCUGCACUUGGCCUUCACAGAGUUGGCACCAAGUUGCCGCCAAAACCUGCACCUAGUGAACCAGUCCAGAAGCUGAAUGCUAGAGGUAUGCCUGCUCGGAUAAGGAAAAAAAACAAAUUUAUAUUUGUGGAUGAUUUUGUAAAUACGUCACCACCAAGACAGUCUCCGAAGAGAACUCCAAAAAUUAUAUCACGUACACCAAGUAAACCAUCAAGUGCGAAAAAGCAAAAGUCACCAUCAAAAGUUCAAAGGAAUGUUGAUAGAUAUGAAGACAAAUCUGAUAAUGUUGGCAACCACUCACCAGAUCGGAAGUCUGGACAACGAAUUGGUAUGAGGCUUAGAAACUUGCUUAAAUUACCAAAAGCUCAUAAAUGGGUUUGUUUUGAGUAUUUCUAUAGCAAUAUUGACAAGGCUCUUUUUGAUGGAGAAAAUGACUUUAUGAUUUGCUUAAAAGAAUCGUUUCCACAACUUGCUCAUCGUAAAUUGACUCAAGUGCAGUGGGCUAAAAUAAGAAGAAUGAUGGGCAAACCUAGAAGAUGUUCACAGGCAUUCUUUGCUGAAGAAAGGAAAGAGCUUGAAAGAAAAAGAAAGUUGAUUAGGUAUAUCCAACAAAGAAAAACAGCAGAUAUAUCUCUAAAAGACUUGCCUAAUGAAAUCCCCAUGCAAUUAGUAGUGGGUACUAAAGUAACAGCUAGAUUAAGAAAACCACAAGAUGGAUUGUUUACUGGCUGCAUUGAUGCUGUUGACACUUCCAAUAAUACAUACAGAAUAUCAUUUGAGAGGCCUAAGUUAGGUACACACUCUGUGCCAGACUUUGAAGUGCUGUCUAAUGAUCCGCCUGAUACCAUAUGUCUUUCUAGCAUCACUCAAAAAUUCAGACCACGUCAAGUAGUUCAUGAUAUCUAUAACAUUUGCCAACCAUAUUCACAUAUGAAUAACAAUACUAAGGGAGAUCCUUUAAUUGGGUGUGCUGAUAUAAAAAAACAUUUAGAGUCUGCAAAUAGCAAUUAUCCAUUAGCUUUUAUGGAAUUAAUUGUUAGACUAACUAAAAUAUUGCAUGCAAAAAGGGGCAAAAUUAAUAGAUUGAAAGAAUAUAAUAGUGAGGCUGAAAAACGCAAAUGUUUUGGUCAAAAAUUUCCAGAAGAUUUUGAAAGAAAAUAUGCAUCUGUAGUGAUAGAUCUGGAAAGGAUGAAUAUGGAUUUACAAGAUUAUAUUAAUGAAAUUCAAGGUUACUGCCAACAAAUUGCACCAGGCCCUAGUUUAGCAGCAAUGCUUGCUCCGUCGCAUUUAAGGGAAAAAUGUAAUGACGAAGCCACAUUAUUAGUAGAAAAGAAUAAUAAUGGUGCAGUAAAAGAUGAAACACUUAUUGAACUAAUUACAGACCUUACAGCAUUAAUGUUACAAGUGAAAAGUUUAUCGGAUUCCGAUCAAAAUGCUUAUGAAUUAAGUAUAUUACAAGGGUCAAUGGACAGAAUAAAAAUGAAAUUAAAGCCACAUCACCAAAAACUAUUUCUAAAUAAUGUAGAAGUUCAUAUGCAGAGAAUACAGAUGGGUUUGGGUCAAAUGUCAUCGAACAGUUUUGUAACGACUGGUUCAUAAAAGUGCAAAAGUGUGUAUUGGUAUUGAUAAAUUACUUGUUGACUGAUUUAAUAUUGAUGUUUGCAAUCAAGUGUCAAUGAAUUUUUAAAAUAUAUUAUUAAUUAUGUUUUAACUUGCAAUAUGUAAAAAAUCUUCCACAUACAUUUAAUUCUAUGGUAAUUACAACAGAUGAUGUAAUUGUAUUUAAGAUUGCUAUAAGACAAAUAGUUACUAUUAACA
Diatraea saccharalis (sugarcane borer) is the source of this 2028-nucleotide messenger RNA. NCBI's taxonomy places the organism in Eukaryota, Metazoa, Arthropoda, Insecta, Lepidoptera, Crambidae. The record is from the annotation of a GenBank genome assembly.